This is a messenger RNA of Papilio polytes (common Mormon), 1812 nucleotides long. RefSeq names its product protein fuzzy homolog (gene fy). The coding region runs from base 112 to 1347 and encodes 411 amino acids. Gene Ontology annotation, biological process: non-motile cilium assembly; vesicle-mediated transport. NCBI's taxonomy places the organism in Eukaryota, Metazoa, Arthropoda, Insecta, Lepidoptera, Papilionidae. The transcript has 8 exons. The record is from RefSeq and is a predicted model, not a curated record.
UACAGUGGAGCCCAAAACCUAAACAAAACUUAUUUCAAAUCUAAACAAAAGCGGUAUGAAAGUAAAUGCAUCAAUAUAAUAACAUCAUAGGAGUCUGAUAAAAAAAAUGAAAUGUCUGUAAUUGUAAUAGGUGUAGCCACGGAAAGUGGCGUGCCAAUAUUUUCUAGAAAAAGAGGCAACAAUGAAAAUAUACAGUUUUCCACCAUUGCUUCGCUUCACGGCAUAAACAUGUUCAGUAAAUGCCACAACUUAUCUGUAAUUAAUUCACAAGUGGAAAAUGGUAGUAUACUUUGGAAGGAAUAUUAUAAAAGUGUAACACUCAUAGGUAUAGUAACUGGCGGGCUGGAAUGUGAUUUAGAGCUGCUGCUUUCUUGUAUACAUGAUGUUAUGAUAUUCUGCGUUGGUAAAAAAGAAUUGGAGAAUUUAAAGAACAUUGAUCAAUUGAAGAGGGAUUUAAGACAAUGCUAUCCAAUAUUGGACUAUUUAUUGGAAUCCUUAGACCCAAAUACUGUGCCAACAAUGACUUUAGUUCUAGACCUUAUACAGAGCUUUUUGUGUCCACAAGCACAACACUUACAGCAAGUAUUGGAUAACUAUGCUGAACAAGUUACCGGUAGAUGGGCAUGCCUCAGUAUACAUGGGCACUUAGUAGCAACAAGUACUGAUUUUUAUGAGUUAGAUCCAAGGGAAUCAAGAUUGCUGCUCCUUUUGGCUGCUGCACAGGAUGGUGCACCUUUAAGAGACACUUUGGUGUACCUACCUUAUAUGAGUCCUGAUGUUGCAUUCAGAGCUGUGACAUGCAAACUUUUAGCUGAUGUAUAUGUACUAGUGGUGUGUGGUGCAACCCCUGCACUGUCACAAAUAGAUGAGAUUGUGCUGCAGUGCUGGGAAGGGUAUGCACAAAUUAUAAAAGAAGCUAAGCUUGUACAUCCAAGAAACUUUCCAGGCACUAUUAUUUUCGAGCCAUGUGUUUUGGGUAUUUUCCUUGUUAAUGUAAGUCAAAGAAGAUGUGUAUUUUCUCGCCAUCUACAAUUAUCAAAUCAAAAAGGCAGAGGAAUGUCAGGGGCUCAUCGUAUGGACAUUUUGCGAACAUUUUACGUUACUUCAGCAAGGGACUUGGCGCCGGAGUUGAACUUUAAAGAAAUUUUAGAUAAAGAUAGUGAUGAAACAAUAGGAAAGGUAUCAGAAACCUACUGGUGUUCGGAGUACCACAAAUGCCACGCACAAAGAUCUGCUAAUCUUUUAUGUUGUGUACUUUACGCUCCCACUAUACCCACUCACACUAUGAGGUUAUUAACCAGUCAAAUGCUUCAAGAAUUUCUAACGAACAAAGAUGUACAUUGGUAAAUUAAAUAAGAUUGAGAAAGUAAUUGGUGGUUUACUGUCUUAUGAUAAGGUGUAAAAUAUUUUGGCAAGUUGUAUUAUCCGUCCAAUGUUUUUUUUUUUAUGAAAUUAAAUAAAACUAAAGUUUCAAAAUUGUUUUAUUUGUAUGUUCAAACACAAACACAAAAUAUGCUGGCUUAACCAGAUCGGACAUUAGUCCACUAUAAAGGCCUCAUUACCAAAAUAAAUACAGAACACCCCUUAUUACUGAUUACUUUCAUUAUUUUCCAUAUUCAACAUAAUUAAUACUAUCAUUGUGAUGCAUAUUAAUAUAUUUAUUGCAUUAUAGUCUUGUACAAUUGCUACCUAACUACACACUAGUUGGUAGGUAGUCUAAAUCAUAUCUUUGCUCUCACUAUAGGAACAACUCACUUGUUCUCAUACCACUUUUUUUUUCUCUUUAGCAGAGCAUCAAUAUAUUGCUAGAAA